Messenger RNA from Solanum verrucosum, 1621 nucleotides. RefSeq lists its product as uncharacterized. The transcript has 8 exons. The record is from RefSeq and is a predicted model, not a curated record. Lineage: Eukaryota; Viridiplantae; Streptophyta; Magnoliopsida; Solanales; Solanaceae. Gene Ontology annotation, molecular function: RNA binding. Bases 273 to 1121 code for a protein of 282 amino acids.
CUUCAUCAUCAUCCAUCUGUCUUUUACAAAAACGCGUACUCCUCUUCCCCUUUUGGCCCCACACGUUUUCCCUCUCUCUCUCUCUCUUUCUCUUUCUCUUUCUCUUCUUCCUCCUUUGCAAUUUCAGAGGUUUUUACCCUGUACUGCCACCUCACUCCACCUCUCUGUUUUCUUACAAUUCAAGAUUUUUUUUUUCUUGAUCCCAUAUAAAGAUUUCAUCUUUUUCUUCUAUUGGGUGAUUUGGGGUUUGGGUAAAUCUUGUUUUGUUGUUCAUGGCGUAUCAGAUGAGUCCAGGUGGGAGUAGUAGUGGUGGGGGAUCGGGUUCGCCGUUUGCGGGUCGGGGCCCAUAUGGGGUUGGGGAUACGACGUAUACGAAGGUUUUUGUUGGUGGGUUGGCUUGGGAGACUAAGAGUGAAUCACUCCGCAGUUAUUUUGAACAGUUUGGGGAUAUUAUUGAAGCGGUUGUUAUUACUGAUAAACAUACUGGACGCUCUAAAGGCUAUGGCUUUGUUACAUUCCAUGAUCCUGAAGCUGCAUGGAGGGCUUGCACCAAUCCUAAUCCAAUCAUUGAUGGUAGAAGGGCUAAUUGCAACUUGGCUUCACUUGGGAGACCUCAAGGACUUUUACCUUAUGGACGUUUGAGAUCUUCAAUGACUUAUCUGGGAAAUCCACAGGCCCCGAGGGGUAUGUAUAUGGGGAGCCCCUAUUACCAGUUACCAGUUCCUUACAGCUAUCAGUCUGGAUUCUCAUAUCCUCCAUAUAGGUUUCCUGCAUAUGGGCCAGACUAUGUUUACCCACAGAUGUAUGGGAUACCAAGUACUGUUGGCACAAACACAUUACAAUUUGGCCAACUUGGUGCGCCGCCUGGCAGUCCUGCAUAUGCGUUUCGCGGUCAUUUGAUGACAGGUCCUCAGAUGGUGCAAUAUCAGAGACCUAAUGCUAGCGGAACUACGACAGACAAUGUUCCUCUGAUGCAACUACCAUAUCAUUCAGUGAAGGUGCUUGAUUACCCCAUUUCUUCAGGCAUCACCAUGCCAUCUCCUCGUCAGCCGCAGAAUGCAGUACAAGCUCGUCCACCACAAUUCACUCAGAGCAGUGGCUCUGACCAAAUGGCAGGUUGAAUGGUUUAACUGGAUGUAUCAUGGAUGAAUUCAAGGAAUUGGCUCGCUGUUAUUUGUGUGGUAAGACUAGGAACAUGACCUUGAACGUCAGAUGGGGAGGCAAACAGAGGUCUUCCAAAGUCACGACCACCAAGAACUCGAGGGAAUCACUUGUAAGAUACCAAGAAGUUCAGAUAACCAUAUCAGAAAUGAGGAAGUGCCUGGACUGCUCUUUUGCAGUCUGUAUGGACAAUCUUGCCAGGACUUCAAGUCACUCAUUCAUUAAAGUAUAUAAUUGAACUGAUUGUGGAAGAUGGUUUCCACAAUCAGAUUUAGUAGAAUCAACAUAUGAUUCUUUAAAUAGGCCUGGGUCAUCCUGGUCUGUAGGUGUACACUUCUCUUUAAUGUCCAUUUGACGUGUGCGUCUUUUAUUUGUUUUUUCUUUUCGAUGUUUUGAUCUCCUUAGGGAUAGGGGAUCAAUAUCCAGGUCUUCAUCUCCAUCUAUGAACUGCUAUUUUCUA